AGUCGGCCUAUAUAUGGUGGGAAUUUCAGUUUACGCAAGAUAAGCAGAUAAAGAUAAAUUAAACAUAGGCAAUUAGUAUUAUAGUGACUCAAAUCAAAGCCUAUUGCUCUUCAAUAACUGCCAUAUUCAUGCGCAAGUUCACUGCCCUUGCCCUUGGAACAGGCGCCGGUUUGGUGGCCUAUUAUUACCAGCGGUUAUGCGAUCCACAAAAAGUGGUUCACAACUCCUGGACGAACAGCGAAAAGCCCAUAAAUGAGUAUGCCCUCUGGGACAGCAACUGGGAUUUUCGUGACCCGAAGAGUUUGGUGCGACCGCAGAAAACCGAAUUGCCGCAAGAGCAAAAUCGGUACAACAGCGAGCUAGAGAAAGCCGUGCCCAAGAGUGCGCGCCAUAUCAUCCUUGUAAGGCACGGAGAGUACCUGGAUGUGGGUAAUACGGAUGAAACGCAUCAUUUAACGGAACGCGGUAGACUCCAGGCUAAAUAUACGGGUAAACGACUCCGAGAUCUAGGCAUCAAAUGGGAUAAAGUUAUUGCAUCUACAAUGGUGCGUGCGCAGGAAACAGCGAGUAUAAUAAUCAAAGAGAUUGACUUUGAUAUGAACAAUGUCAAACAUUGCGCUUUCCUGCGAGAAGGAGCGCCCAUUCCGCCACAGCCCCCAGUGGGUCAUUGGCGUCCCGAAGCUUCGCAGUUUUAUCGCGAUGGUGCACGCAUUGAGGCAGCCUUUCGUCGCUAUUUUCAUCGCGCCUAUCCCGACCAAGAAAAGGACAGCUAUACAUUAAUUGUAGGACAUGGCAAUGUGAUACGCUACUUUGUGUGUCGUGCCCUUCAGUUUCCACCAGAGGCGUGGCUUCGGAUUAGUAUCAACCAUGCCUCCAUCACAUGGCUGACGAUCAGCGCGUCUGGCAAUGUGACUAUCAAAUAUUUGGGCGAUUCGGGUUAUAUGCCGGUCAAUUAUCUGACCCAUCGCAUACCACGCGACGCCAAGGGUGUUGUGUAGACAACCAGCCGCCAUCCCCCACCUCUAUGUAAGAUGAAAGAGAACCAAGUAAAGCAGCGUAGCUGGCAAUUUUGCAUUUAUCCUA
Scaptodrosophila lebanonensis is the source of this 1083-nucleotide messenger RNA. RefSeq names its product serine/threonine-protein phosphatase Pgam5, mitochondrial (gene Pgam5). Gene Ontology annotation, cellular component: mitochondrion. The record is from RefSeq and is a predicted model, not a curated record. The transcript has 2 exons. The coding region runs from base 129 to 998 and encodes 289 amino acids. NCBI's taxonomy places the organism in Eukaryota, Metazoa, Arthropoda, Insecta, Diptera, Drosophilidae. Gene Ontology annotation, biological process: positive regulation of mitochondrial fission.